UAGUCCAGUGUAUCAAAAGGUUUCAACGAAUAAUGACGUGGAUCACCUUAGUUCUUUUCAUUUUUGUGCUGAUUCCUAGUCAGGCCAAGCUAAGGGAUGAAGUGCGAAUAGUUGGACCCACAACACCUCCGAACUUCAAAAGGAAAAUUGGAUCAUUGAGCUCCAUAUGCCCCGGAACGCACCCUUGGGCUUUCGAUAAGGGCAAGUUUUGUUGUGGCAAAUUUCAUCCUCCAAGUAGUUCAUUGAUCACUCUUCAAUGGACCGACCCCAUGGAGUCUUGCAUGCCCAAAGACCAGAUUGCUUGUCCGACCUUGGGCAAAGUAGGAUCCCUGUGUCUUAACAAUGAGACAAUGACGGAACCCAUAUUAUGCCCCGCCACGCAUCCUUUUCAAAUGGGCAAUGGAUGCUGUCAAAGUUACAAAAAGACCAACACGGGGACCAACGGUUGCGAUGGAAGCCUGGUCAAUGAGAAGGACGACCCGAGUUGUUGCCCCACUUUGUUCCAGCCCCUCGAUUGCAAAGAGGAUCGGCGAAAAUGUAUUUCGUCUACAUAUGCAGAGGCCGCCACCUACUGUCCAGUAGCGCCCGAUUUGAUAAAACGUUUUGGAGGAGUGGAUCAAGGUCUUUUGGUCAAUUUUGAUGACUCUACCAAGGCUGCCGACGCCGAACCCCUACAUUGUAUUUUGACCACUGGCAAAGGUUUUCAAGAGUUUGAUUCUCCAUGGGGCCCCUAA
Tigriopus californicus is the source of this 734-nucleotide messenger RNA. RefSeq lists its product as uncharacterized. The record is from RefSeq and is a predicted model, not a curated record. The transcript has 4 exons. NCBI's taxonomy places the organism in Eukaryota, Metazoa, Arthropoda, Copepoda, Harpacticoida, Harpacticidae. Bases 33 to 734 code for a protein of 233 amino acids.